Messenger RNA from Pelmatolapia mariae (spotted tilapia), 2035 nucleotides. RefSeq names its product nuclear factor 7, ovary-like. The record is from RefSeq and is a predicted model, not a curated record. Bases 175 to 1557 code for a protein of 460 amino acids. Lineage: Eukaryota; Metazoa; Chordata; Actinopteri; Cichliformes; Cichlidae. Gene Ontology annotation, cellular component: cytoplasm. Gene Ontology annotation, molecular function: zinc ion binding; protein binding; ubiquitin protein ligase activity. The transcript is spliced from 2 exons. Gene Ontology annotation, biological process: protein ubiquitination.
AGGAAGUUCUUCGUCCUCAGUAAAGAGAGACGCACAGACGAUCAGACUGAGUUCAGACCAAACUAGCAGCUUCCUCUGAGUGAGUCCAGCUACAGGAGAGAAAAGUGGAAAACUCCAACACUGCUGCUUCAAGCUGCUGACGCUCCACACACUGAAUCUUCACUCACAGACUCAAUGGCUUCCAGAUCAGAGGAGGAUCUCUGCUGUCCGGUCUGUCAGGUCUUCAGAGAUCCUGUUAUUCUGUCAUGUAGCCACAGCUUCUGUAAAGACUGUUUGAAGAGAUGGUGGAGAGAGAGAACAACACACCAGUGUCCAGUUUGUAAGAGAAGAUCUUCAAAGGAUGAACCACCUUUAAACCGAGCUUUAAAGAACCUGUGUGAGUCGUUCUUACAGGAGAGAGAUCAGAGAGCUUCAGAGGCUCUCUGCAGUCUGCACUCUGAGAAACUCAAACUCUUCUGUCUGGACCAUCAGCAGCCAGUGUGUGUCGUCUGCUGUGCCUCAGAAAAACACAACAAGCACAGAUUCAGACCCAUCGAUGAAGCUGCACAACAACACAAGAAGAAACUUCAGGAAACUCUGGAGCCCUUAAAGAAGAAGUUAAAGGUUUGUGAAGAAGUUCAAGUGAAGUUUGCUCAAACAGCAGAACACAUUAAGGUCCAGGCCCGACACACAGAGAGGCAGAUUAAGGAGCAGUUUAAGAAGCUUCACCAGUUUCUAGCAGAGGAAGAGGAGGCCAGGCUGGCUGCACUGAGGGAGGAAGAGGAGCAGAAGAGUGGGAUGAUGAAGGAGAAGAUGGAGGCUCUGAGCAGAGAGAUAGCAGCUCUUUCAGACACAGUCAGAGCCACAGAGGAGGAGCUGAGAGCUGAAGACGUCUCAUUCCUGCACAACUACAAGGCUGCAGUGGAAAGAGUCCAGCGCUGCCCCCUGCUGGAUGAUCCACAGCUGCCCUCAGGAGCUCUGAUAGACCAGGCCAAACACCUGGGCAACCUGACCUUCAACAUCUGGAACAACAUGAAGGACAUGGUCUCCUACACUCCUCUUAUUCUGGACCCAAACACUGCAAGUCCAGAGCUUAUCCUGUCUGAAGAUCUGACCAGUGUGAGAUAUGGAGGAGAGAGGCAGCAGCUUCCUGAUAAUCCAGAGAGGUUUGAUUACUACUGUUCUGUCCUGGCCUCUGAGGGCUUUAACUCAGGGACUCACAGCUGGGAUUUUGAUGUUGGAGACAGUAUACGGUGGGGACUAGGUGUGUUAGCAGAGUCUGACCACAGGAAGGGUCCCAUACGGUCUGGUUCAUGGAGAAUAGGACUUUAUAACGGAAAAUAUUCAGCACGCUCUCUAUCAGGUCCAGAAACUGCUCUCUCAGUCCAGAAGAAGCUCCAGAGGAUCAGAGUGAAUCUGGACUGGAACAGAGGAAAGCUGUCGUUCUCUGAUCCUGAUACUAACACACACAUACACACAUUCACAAACACUUUCACUGAGAAGAUGUUUCCAUACAUUAAUACAAGGAAUGAAGUGAAGGUGUUGCCGUUGAAAGUGUCAGUGGAGCAGAUGAGUUGAGGAUGAUGAUGUUUCUAAUGUUGUUUCCUGUCAGUGAAUUGAAGCUGUUAAACUGCAGCUGUCCUCCUGCUGCCUCAUUGUUCAUCAUGAAAUGUUGACAGUUUUAACUUAUUAAUAUAACUUAUCAGCACAACAAACCUCCUCAGGUUUGUUGUGCUGAUAAGGACAACAACGAUUUGUUCCUCCCACCAUCCAAAGACAUCCAGUUAGUGGCGAUAGGUUAAUUGGUUAAUCCAAAUUGCCCAUAGGUGUGAAUGUGGGAGUGAAUGUGAGCGAGAAUGGUUGUCUGUCCCUGUGUGUUAGCCCUGUGACAUACUGGCUACCUGUCCAGGGUGUACCCCGCCUCUUGCCCUAUGACAGCUGGGAUAGGCUCCAGCGCCCCCCGCGACCCUGAAAAGAAUAAGCAGAAGCAAAUGGAUGGAUGGAUUCCACAUACAAUCCUGUGUAUUUUAAUCAACAUGAACAUUGAAAAAGUUGC